CUCCAGUGAAGCAGUCAUGUAGGUCAUACUCACACACCACCGCAAUGACUGAUAGCUAGCUAUCCCAUUGAAAAGAAAUGAUGGGCCUACACCCCGCCAAAUCUCGGACAUCGGACCGAAUCGGGAGCUCGCAAGUCCGCCACACCAGCUCCAGCCUCCAGAAUCACCGCGAAUUUGGCAAUUUGAUACUCCCCAUACCUAAAUCUCACAAACCAUCCAUACCAAGGCAAAAGCCCAUCCUAAAAACUAGAAUCAGCCAUGCACAGGGAAACCCUUUCACCAUCGACACUCCCCGCCUGGUCAAAGCUAAAUGACAUCUCCUUCUUCGACAUCCAUAUCCAAGACCUGACCCAUGAAGAAAAAGGACUAGGACUCGUAGCCACGAGGAAAUUGAAUUCUAAAGACACCUGUGAGAGACCGACUUUAAUGGAGAUACCCGGGGAUCUGGUGUUGAGUGCUGAGGGGCUGGAGGAGUGGAAGAGGGUUGAUGGGAGGUUGAGGGAGGUGCUUGAGAGGUGGGGUGGGAAGGUGGGUUGUUAUUUCUCCAUUUCUUUUUGUUCUUUUGCGAGAUUGUUGGUUUGAAGGCUCAGAGCUUGGGGUUCAUGGGGUUUGAGGGGGUUGGGGGUUGGUGAUGUUUUGAGGAUGAAGGCUAAUGGGAAUAGAGUUUGAGAAGGGAUAUCAUGGUGUUUUUACUCAUACAUAUCUCGAGAGAGGAGGAUGGAAAGAGCUUGGGUGUUAAGAACCCGUGGACAGAGUAUGUUAAGGUUCUUCCUGGUCAUAUUCCAGUCCCGACGAUGUGGAGUGAGGAGGAGAGGAUGUUGUUGACGGGGACAAGCCUAGAGGUACGUUCUGGUAUAUUUCUGUCAAUUGACGUUGAGUAUUUGGCUGGAUUUUUCCUCCGUGGUGACUCUUGUUAUGAAAUGAGGGCAUUGGCUAGCCUACUCUCUGGUUAUAAGAUGGAGCCCCGGCAACGACCUUGCUAAUAACUCUUUUACAGCCAGCUUUGGCAGCAAAAAUGAGUGUGCUCACUCGGGAGUUCGAAGAGCUUCGAGAAGCUACAGAGUCAAUAGCAUGGUGUUAUAAGUGCUGGUGGCAGAACUCAACGCUGAAUAUCGAGGAUUGGGUUUUACUCGAUGCAUGGUUUAGAUCAAGAUCUCUUGAGCUCCCAAAUUCAGGAGAGUCUAUGGUUCCGUGCAUGGACAUGGCAAAUCACUCGUCGAAAGCAAAUUCUUACUAUGAACAAACGACCAAUGGAGGCGUCGUCUUAUUACUGAGGCCAGAUAUGGAAUUGGAGGCAACAGAAGAAAUCACCUUUAGCUACGGAGAUUUGAAGAGCGAUGCGGAGAUGCUAUUCAGUUAUGGGUUUAUCGACGAAAAGACUAGCACUUCUCAAGUCCUUGUAUUACCUCUGGAGCCGAUGUCCGAGGAUCCACUAGGUAAAGCAAAAAUAGCUGGAUUCAUGGGAAGACGAGUCAUUACGAUAUCAACUGACCAGGAAGGCGCUUCAUGGACAAGUCCAUUCUUAUAUUUUAUUUGCCUCAAUGAAGAGGAUGGCUUGGAUUUCAAGGUUCUACAACAGACUGAUGGGGAACAGAGUCCAUUAAGGGUGUUUUGGCGAGAAUCUGACGUAACAGAGGUCACGGACAAUUUUGAAUCUCUCAUUGAAGAUCAUGAGCUCCAAGACGUAUUCAAAUUGAGGGUUGUGACUUUGCUAGAAGAUCAUGUCGAAAGCCAGCUUGAAAGACUCAACAAGUGUGAUGGUGCUGUGCAAUCAUUAUCAAGGCAAGUUGAGGCCGCUUGCGAGUCCACGAUAUCAAUUCGCAGAGAUGCGCUAACUACAUUGUUAAUUAGUAUGGUGGAAAUCUCGCCAACCGUUGAGAAGAAUGCUCUGCGCCUUCGGGCUAGCGAAAUGCUGAUUCUGCAAAAGGCUUCGACUGCCAUUGAAACCCAGGUUAGCCCAUUCCAAACGAAACUGAGUUUGUUAGAGGCGGCACAGCUGACCUUGAACAGAAAGCUAAACUCCUAGAAAGCGAAGUUGUUCUACGAUAUCUCGGGAUGUUUGGUAAGGAUGAAUCCGAGGAAUCCGCGCCAGUAUUGGUAACCAAGGAUGACGACGAUGUGGACGAAGACUUUAGUUGA
Hymenoscyphus albidus is the source of this 2139-nucleotide messenger RNA. The record is from the annotation of a GenBank genome assembly. NCBI's taxonomy places the organism in Eukaryota, Fungi, Ascomycota, Leotiomycetes, Helotiales, Helotiaceae.